Paramecium sonneborni is the source of this 505-nucleotide messenger RNA. The record is from the annotation of a GenBank genome assembly. NCBI's taxonomy places the organism in Eukaryota, Ciliophora, Oligohymenophorea, Peniculida, Parameciidae.
AUGUUCCAUAAUAAAUGUAUCAAAAAUGAAGCAGUGUUAUUUUAGAUUUAAAUUUGGUAAAAGAAAAGUUAUAAAAAUUCUUAAAUAACAUAGGAAUAAUACUUAUUUCCAUUGAUAGUGAAAAUUGUAAUAUUUUCUACAAUUUUAAGUAAAAAGUUAAUAUCGAUCAUUCAUUUACAUAUUAUUGCUUAAUAGAAAAGGUUGAGCUUAUUAAGAGUAAGAAUAAUGAAAUAUUUUACAAGAUUAAUGGGUAAGAGUUCUUAAGAAAGGAUGUAUAUGGAAUGAAUGAUAGUGUUUUAGGAAAGAAAAAUGCUAGGUAAGACAAAAGAUUAAAUAAUUUUAGUGAAAAAGAGCCUAGUAGAAUAUGCUUAACAAAUAUAAUUGAUACAAUGGUUAAACCUUGUUAAUAUGUUAUUCUUUGUUAAGAUUAUUGUUAAAAUUUAAGAAUGACUGGUUGAAGAUGUUGUAUAUGCAGAACAGGUAGAUAAAAUUUAUUUUGUAGAGA